This is a messenger RNA of Perkinsus marinus ATCC 50983, 375 nucleotides long. RefSeq lists its product as hypothetical. Gene Ontology annotation, molecular function: single-stranded DNA binding. The transcript is spliced from 2 exons. The coding region runs from base 1 to 375 and encodes 124 amino acids. Gene Ontology annotation, biological process: DNA damage response. The record is from RefSeq and is a predicted model, not a curated record. Lineage: Eukaryota; Perkinsozoa; Perkinsida; Perkinsidae.
AUGACGAUGGAGUCGGCUGGUCCCGUCACUAAAAUUCAUGACAGGAUGCCGGUCCUAUUAACUCCCGAGUGUGCAGCGGAAUGGAUAGAUCGAUCGAGGGCAUCAGACACUGCAUUAUUGCGCAAGAUAGCAGAGGUCGCUCGUGAAACAGCCAAGCAGAGUGUUACAGCAUACGAGGUCCCAACACUGGCCAACAACAUACGGAAUGAUGUUCGGGAUUGUCUACUUCCACUAUCAGCAUGGAAAAAGAAACAAUUCGACAAUGGGCUAGGUAGAUUCUUCAAGAAGGCUGCCAAGAAACAGGAAACCGAGGCUCCUGAACGGCAGCCUGAUGAUGCGAAAGACCCGCCAGCCAAAAAGAGAAAGGCUGAAUAA